AUGGCUCAACAAGAGCAACAACGUUUUAUUAAUCGAUUGGCAAACGAAAAAUCAUCGUAUUUGCAACAACAUGCUCAUAAUCCAGUUAAUUGGUAUCCGUGGAGUCGAGAAGCAUUUGAAAAGUCACGUACCGAAAAUAAACCGAUAUUUCUUUCGAUUGGUUAUAGUACUUGCCAUUGGUGUCACGUUAUGGAACAUGAAUCUUUUGAAAAUAAUGAAAUUGCAAAAAUACUUAAUGAUCACUUCAUAGCGAUUAAAGUCGACCGAGAAGAACGCCCUGAUGUUGACCGAGUCUAUAUGACAUAUUUUCAAGCAACACAAGGUGGUGGUGGCUGGCCAUUAUCAGUUUGGCUUACUCCACAAUUACAACCAUUUUUUGCUGGAACAUACUUUCCACCGAGUAGUGAUCGUCGAUAUAAUCGCCCUGGUUUUAAAGAAAUUUUACUCAAUCUCAAUGAAGUAUGGUCAACAAAAUCAAAUGAUAUUAUUGAUGAAAGUAAAGAUGCAAUUGAAAAAUUAACAAAAGCUAUUGAAAAACAAGCUGCUAGUACUGAAACUGAUCCUGAUUUACCGUCCAAUACCAGUAUACAAACAUGUUUUGCUUAUUUUGCCAAUGAUUUUGAUGAUGAUAAUGGAGGUUUCGGCACACAUCCGAAAUUUCCUCAACCGGUGAAUUUUAAUUUUCUAUUAACACAUGCUGCCUUAAAUCAUCAAGCCAAUGGAAAAGUGGAUACUUCUCAAUUGGCUAUUGAUAUUACCAAAAUGACAUUACAGAAAAUGUCCUUAGGUGGUAUCAAUGAUCAAAUAGGCAAAGGGUUUCAUCGAUAUUCAACCGAUGAUCGAUGGCAUGUACCACAUUUUGAAAAAAUGCUUUACGACCAAGGACAACUUGCUGUAUCACUAGCUGAUACAUAUGCUAUCACCAAAGAUGAGCUCAUUGGUCAAACAUUACGAGAUUUGAUUUCGUAUGUUGAACGUGAUUUACGUCAUAGUAAACAUGGAGGUUUUUAUUGUGCUGAAGAUGCUGAUUCAUUGUCGAAGGAAAGUGAUAAGAAGAAAAAAGAAGGUGCAUUUUAUGUUUGGAAUUAUGAUGAAAUAUAUAAAAUUUUACCUGAAAAACAUGCUGAUAUUUUUUGUUAUUAUUAUCAAUGUGAGAAAAAUGGAAAUGUUGAUCCAAUGCAAGAUCCUCAUGAUGAAUUAAAAGAUCAAAAUGUUCUAAUAACAAAUGGUGAUCUUCAAUCUGUGGUUGAAAAAUUUAAACUUGAAAAUAUAAAUCAAGUAAAAGAAAUUUUAACUAAAUGUCAUGAAGUUCUUCUUGCUUAUCGUAAUGAAAAUCGACCAAGACCACAUCGUGACGAAAAAUUUCUUGCUUCAUGGAAUGGUCUUAUGAUAAGUGGUUUAGCUCGUGCUGCUUGUGUACUUCAAGAACCUAAAUAUACUCGACUAGCUGAACAAACUAUUGCUUUCAUUCGUACUCAUUUGUUCGAUUUACCAUCAAAACGACUUCUACGCGCAUGCUAUAUUGAUCAUAGCACAAAUCAAAUUGAAUAUACAGAAUCAAAAGUAAACGGAUUUUUGGAUGAUUAUGCUUAUGUUGUACAAGCGUGUAUUGAUUUGUAUGAAGCUAAUUUCGAUGAAGAACUUCUGAUAUUUGCUUAUGAAUUACAAAAACAACAAGAUGAACAUUUUUGGGAUUCAACUAAAAACCUAUAUUUAAGUACAGACGGCAAAGAUUCUUCAAUCAUUUUAAAUCUCUCCGAAGAUCAUGAUGGAGCUGAACCAUCACCCAAUGGAAUAGCUGCAUUGAAUCUACUUCGUCUAGGACAUUAUUUUGAUGACACCUCGUUUGAUAAUCGUCUUCGAUUGUUAUUUAAAUCGUAUGCUCGUCGAUUAAAUAAAUUGCCAAUGACUAUGCCAUCAUUAAUUCGUUGUUUCGAAAUAUAUAGUCACGGAAUGAAUGAAAUUAUAAUUCAAUCAUCAAAUAAAGAAGAAGUUCAACGUAUUAUUCAAUAUAUUCAAACAUUAUUCAUUCCAAAUGUGACAGUAAUUCAUUUGAACAAAACGAAUCAUAAACUUCUUCAAUACAAUAAACAAUUAAAAUCUUUUAUCAAUGAAAUUACUGAAGAAACUAAAAUUUUUCUCUGUCGAAAUUUUCAAUGCCAAUUACCUGUAACAGCAUUUGAAGAAUUUAAAAAGAAACUCGAUCCUUUGAAUUUCAUAUAUCAAUAA
Rotaria socialis is the source of this 2229-nucleotide messenger RNA. Lineage: Eukaryota; Metazoa; Rotifera; Eurotatoria; Philodinida; Philodinidae. The record is from the annotation of a GenBank genome assembly.